Molecule: messenger RNA, 3930 nt
Organism: Ictalurus punctatus (channel catfish)
Lineage: Eukaryota; Metazoa; Chordata; Actinopteri; Siluriformes; Ictaluridae
Gene: rundc1
Product: RUN domain containing 1
Exons: 5
Coding region: 214-1923 (569 amino acids)
Source: RefSeq, a predicted model, not a curated record
GCACGCAUAGAUUUGAGAGCUUGGUUUCUUUGGUGACCACGUCGCAACGUAACAGCUGAUGUCACAAGAUGGCGGAUGCACCGGCCACAUAUGUUGGAAGGAAAACAUUAGAUCGGAUUAUAUAAGCGCCACUAAAACAUAAACACACACAGAGAGAGAAAAAACUGGAGGUGAGAUUUAAAUAAAUAAAUAAAUAAAUUAGUGAGAGCCGGAAUGUGGGCGGAGGAGACGGUGGCCUCGGAUAGCGAGGCUGCAGGUGAGCGCUGGGCUCCGGUGGGCGCCGUCACUAAUCCCGAGGAUGAGCGCAGUCAGAGUCCGGAAGGACAUGGAGCUCCGGGCGGCGAGGCGGAAAUGGCGACGCGGCUGCGGCGGCUGGAGGAAGAGCACGAGCAGCUGCACUCAUCCCUGCUGGCGCUCACGUCGCACUUCGCCCAGGUGCAGUUCCGCCUCAAGCAGAUCGUCCACGGACAGAGCGAGGAGGAGGACAAGGAGAAGAUGCUGAAGGAGCUGGAGGAGUUCGCCUUCAAAGGAUGUCCUCAUGUUCUGGGCUGCCGCGCGCAGCAUCCGCUCCACAACUCGAGCGAGAGGGAAAAGAGGGAGCGCCUGGAGGCUCAGAGAGAAAAGCAGAAGGAGCUGAUUGUCCAGCUGAAGGUGCAGUUGGAUGAUUUGGAGCGUUUCGCCUACCAGGAAGGCAGCUAUGACUCACUCCCCCAGUCUGUCGUCAUGGAGAGGCAGAGGGUGAUCAUCGACGAGCUGAUUAAGAAGCUGGACGUGAACCUGAACGAGGACAUCGGGAACCUGACGCCCGAGGAGCUGCGACAGCGUGUGGACACCGCCAUCGCACAGAUCGUCAACCCCGUGCGCGUUAAAGAGCAGCUGGUGGAACAGCUCAAAACCCAGAUCAGAGAUUUGGAGAUGUUCAUUAACUUCAUACAAGAUGAAGUGGGGAACCCGCUCCUGUCAGACAGAGGGAGCAGCCAGCAGAGUCAAUCCACCGGACCCAAACCACGAGGACACGGCGGCAUGAAGCAAGUGGACCCUGAGCGUGCAGAACAGCUGCGUGCCAGCGGGCUGCGUCUGGUCCAGCGUGCUUUAGCGGUACUGCAGAUCUUUGCUCUGAGCCAGCUGGGCUGUUCAGCAGGCACCAUGCCCCCAAAGGCAUGGCCGCCAGCCGACGGAGCUUCUGAUUACGGCCCCCUGCUGAACAAACUCGAGGGAGCCGUGGAGCGUGUACGCCUCCUCGCCUCUUGCCUCCAGCCUGCAGGUCAGGACGAGCCUGUGGUGAGCUACACGUCCGCGGCGACGCCCUCGGCCGCCCCUUCAGGACCUCGGCACGACCUCGUCGUGGCCGUGAGGAAAGAUCUGUCCCUGGCGCUGCGCGACCUCCUCGCUCACGGCCUUUACGCGCCCUCCGAAGGCAUGAGCUUGGUCCUGGCGCCUAUUUCCUGCCUCCUGCCAUUCUCCGGAUCCUCGCAGCAGGACUCCCUGCACCCCUGGGAGCUCUUCGUUAAGUAUUAUCGCGGGAAAAACGGCCCAGCUUUCGCCGAAUCGCCUGCUCGGCAGCUGUCGCAGUCCUUCAGCCUGCCCGUCGGAGGAACCUCGACGGUCGUGACUCCGAAACACUCGCUCCUGUGGGCGGUGCACAGCGUACUCCGAGAGCACGGACGCUACAAACGCAGUGCGGACUCUGAGUUCAAGGCGCUGGUGUGUAUGGCACUGAACGAGCAGAGGCUGGUGUCCUGGGUCAACCUGCUGUGCAAGGCGGGGACUCUGAUCCACACUCACUACCAGCCCUGGAGCUACAUGGCGCAGACCGGCUUCGAAGGGGCGCUAAGAAUUCUGGGACGCCUCAGCCACCUGAAAUUCGAUCUACCCGUCGAUUUAGCGGUGCGACAGCUCAAAAACAUCCAGGACGCGUUCUGAGUCCGUCGACAUCUGAUUAUUUCAAAGAGGACGAGAACAGAGUCCAAAUGUCUGAUCUGAUCUGAUCCGAUCUUAAAACCAACGAACUGUCUUUAUUUCAUCAGCAUCCAAGAUUUACUUUUAAUCGUGUAAAUAAAUAAAUAAAUAAAUAAAUAAGGUAGAUUUGUUUAAUAUCUAAAAGUGUUUCCAGACCUGAAUAUAAUCUCAUCAUUUUAAAGACAGCAUAUUCUGAAAUAUCGGAAAUAAGCUCCGCCCCCACCACGUGAGGCAUACUGCAGUUUCAGCUGAGGGGGGCGGAGUCUGUGAAAUGAGAAACGCUUAUCAGAGGGCUCCUAAUAUUAAAAACUGCUCCUUUAAUUUGUUUUUGGGUAACACCAUCCACGCCACGGUUAAAGAACCUGACCUGAAGCUCUUGACCUGUAUCUGCACGAUGGUAUACGCUGUGCUGCUGCAACACGAUUGGCUGAUUGGAUAACCGCAUAAAUGAGCAAGUGUUCCUAAUAAAGUGGAUGAAGAGUGGGUAAUUCUAGGUUUAUACUAGCAAGUGACAAGUCACAUUUGUUGCGAUGUUGACCUCUUGUAGGCGAGUACCAACCGUUACUGCCGUAGCUUGUGGGUGUGGCCUGUCCAGUGGCAUGCUACUUCCUUCCAAGCUUCAUUUUUCAUAUACGCGUCUAUUGAGAGGACACACAGUAUACGACAGGAUAAGACGAAACCUCCUGUUGUUUUUUUUCUCGACAAACAGUAAACGCGAACUAACAUGCCGAAGAAACGUCUUCGUUUAAAAACAAAGCGUACAAAGAGAUUUCAGAGAUCGUUUUAAAGCAGGUAGAAAAUCUGUGCUGUUGUUUUUUUCCGGGCUGGAAAAAAUUUAAACGAUGACAACCUGAAAUUUAGGGGGGGGGACUAGUGAAGCUAAAAGCAUGGCACUGUUCCAAAUGACAAUGUUUUAAGGGAUCGGUGAAAUGAUGGGGUUGUUACAGGAUUGGAAACACUUUUAGAAAUCACAGACUGCACCUUUAAUAUUGUUUUGUUCCUGUUUAUUGAAUUGAAGUUGGAGAGACAGUAAAGUUUUACAUUUUUUUUUUGCUAAAGUGAUCCUGGGAAUUUCUUUCACCUCCUGUAUGUCUGUUAAGUGAGGUGUGUGUGUGUGUGUGUGUGUGUGAGAGAGAGAGAGAGAGAGAGAGAGAGAGAGUGUGAGCGAGCGAGCGAGCGAGAGAGCGCUGACUAUUUGCUGCUACUAAGCAUCUUUCAGGUUGCAGGUUGAUCCGAUCGACUUCACGUCACGUUCCUUUUAUACUGUAUAUUUUCACAGUCGCUGAAUCUCCUUGAACUGCCCUGAAAUCUUGAAUGUAAAUCCACACUACUGUGCCCUACUAACCCUUUUUACUGCAGAGUUCUUUUUCUUUUUUUUUUUUUUUUCUUUUUUUUUCUUGAGAAAAGUUAAAGGUAUAUUUUUAUGGACCAGUUUGAUAAAGAACCCCGGAUGUGAUGAAUACAUGUGUUGCGCAUUUAGUUUUAUUUAUUUCAUUCGGUUUCUGGUUCCUUUUUCUCAGAUGAUGUGCAUCAUCAGACCUGCACCUUCUUGUUUUAUUUUUUCCCCACCUUUGAAUAAAUCUUUUAUUAGUGUCGGAUAUGUUCGUUUGCGUUUGUGUGCGUGUUGAUGUCAUCAUGGUUCAUAAAAUGUCAUUUAUCUUUAGUUGAUCUUUACUUCCCAUUUCCUUUAGCAUCAUUGUUAUUAGAUUUUUAAUUUAACUUUUUAUUCUUUUGCCCCCCCCCUUUGUGUGUGUGUGUGUGUGUGUGUGUGUGUGUGUGCGCGUGCGCGUAAGAUAGAAGGAUUAUGUAUUGUACUUGAAAAUAUAUUUGAUUCAGGUUGAUUCAGUUGCUGUAUUAAUAAAAAAAAUCAUGAAGGGGCUGAUGGGAACUUGAAGUUUAGUCUGUUUUGUUUUUACCAUUGAUUUCAUUUAAUCAAUCUUUUUUUGUAUUAAAUACUUCAAAGCAAUUUGA